CCGGUGCACGGAACGCUCCACGUGGGGCAGGUGGUGGCGGACCGGCGAGCGAGGCUACCACAGGACCGGCGAGAUGGACACGGUCGGCACCGCUGCUCUGCUGCUAAUGUGGACUGCACUGGGACAAGUGCGUUGUCAGCAGCAGCGGUUCCGUGUCCGUCCGUCCAACGUGAGCGUGGUGGAAGGAGACAGCGCCAUCUUACGGUGUGAAGUGCAACACCAAGUCGGACAACUGCAGUGGGCCAAGGAUGGAUUCGCUCUCGGCUAUUCUCGACAACUUCCGGGUCACUCGAGAUACCGAAUGCUGGGUGACCCGGGGUCAGGAGUGCAUGACCUGGAGGUCACCAACGUGACCCUGGAGGACGACGGUCGGUUCCAGUGUCAGGUGUCGCCGAACCGGGGACAAGACGCCAUCCGAGCCGACGCCAUACUCACCGUUCUAGUGAAGCCGCGACUGGUCCAGCUGAGUUGCGGGCAGAGCUCGCCGACGGCGCCCGAGGGCAGCUGCGAGGUCAAGGAGGGCGAUCAGCUGACUCUGGCCUGUGACGUCAUCGGGGCACGGCCGGCUCCGAGCGUCCGCUGGCAGCGGGAGGGCGAGGACAUCCACCCCAGACAAGAAGUUUCGUAUUCUGGCUGGGGUCACCCGGGCCGUAACGACACGACCUCUGUGGUGACCCUGCGACCCACGGCAGCCGACGACGGAGCCGGCAUCUCUUGUGUGGCCCAGCACCCGGCCAUAGCGCCCGAGGACCGGCAAAAACUGAACGCCACCGUGCGACUCUCAGUACUUCACCCUCCGGGCGCCCCGGAGAUCAGCGGCUACACGGAGGGAGAGGUGGUCAGUAUCGGUCAGCAGAAGACGCUCACGUGCAUCUCCAGAGGCGGAAACCCGCCCGCCCAGCUCGUCUGGCUCAAGAACGGACGGCCGAUCGCCUUCAAGUAUCGAAAAAUGACUCGCCGGGUUUUAGCCCAAUUUACAUUCACGGUGACCCAGGCUGACCUGAGCACCAUCUACCGGUGCGAAGCGUCUUCCAUAGUUCAGCCUCAGCCGACGGUAGCGCUGGCACAGAUGAACGUCCAAUUCGGUCCAGAGCGAGUCACCGUGUCAGGAACACAGGAGGCCAGAGGUGGAGAUACAGUGCACAUGUCCUGUAUCACCUCCAGCAGUAACCCGCCUGCCAACAUCACCUGGGUCAUCAACGGCAGGACCAUGAUGAACACCACGCAGAAGAUUGAGCACAUCGCCGACCUGGGCUGGGUGUCUCGCUCGAACGUGACGGCGGUGGUGCCGGACGGCAUGGAGGAGGACAUGGUGUUCUCCUGCUACGCCGUCAACUCUGCACUGCCGCUGACCAAGCUCAGCACCGCCACUGUCCGUGUCCUCUACCCUCCGGAGCCGCCGACGAUUCUGGGCUACGAGUCGGGCUCCCACCUGCGGGCCGGAGAGCGGGUGUCUCUCUCGUGCGUCUCGCAGGGCGGCAACCCGCCGGCCACGCUCACCUGGUACCGGGGCGACACGGAGCUGGCCUCGAGCACAGAGGUGCGCGACAGCGUGGCCAGGAGCGUGGUCACGUUCCAGGUGGACCACGCCGACAACGGACGCGACUACACCUGCCGUAGUACAAAUUCGGGCAUCAGUGGCUUUCAGUCGAGCAGCGUCACGCUCAACGUACACUUCCCUCCGUCGAGCCUGAAGCUGGAGGUGCGUCCGGACGUGUUGCGGGCGGGCAGUCAGGCUCUGUUGACCUGCGAGUCGAGACCGUCGUACCCGGCGGCCGAGCUGACCUGGUGGCGAGACAACGUCCAGGUCACCGACGGGGUCACCGCCCUGGAGACAUUCAAAGCCGGCAGCAAGGGCGGGUUAUCCAGUCGUCUGCAGCUGCGGCUUAAUUUGACCUGGAUGGAAGACGGAGCCGUAUUUGGCUGUCGGUCAAACGCUUCCUCUCUGCCCGGUGGACUGAUUGAAGAGACGAAACUGAAUGUCCUCCAUCCGCCUAUUUUCUCCAAGCCCGUGUACGAGAUCGACAUCCGCUCGGGCGAAUCACGAGUGGAAAACCUGACGGCGCUAGCGAACCCAGCCAGCGUGCGGUACUCAUGGGAGCGGGAGGGUGCCGCAGUGCCGCGGGACCGAUGGCAGGCGAGGGAUGACGGGUCGUGGCGGCCGGAUGGAGGUCCUCUGCUGACACUGAACGGCGCCCGCCGCUCCCACACCGGCUGGUACCGCCUGACCGCCGGCAACGGCGAGGGCAACACCACCGUCCGGGUGCACGUCAACGUCCUCUAUCCUCCGGAGGUGGAGUCCAUCUCCAACAUAUCGAUGGUCUACCCUGGAGAAGACGGGGUUAUCCGGUGCUCCGUGAACGCCAACCCCAUGGAGGACUACAUGAUAUCCUGGCACCGAGAGGGCUUCAACCUGGCCUCGGACCGGGUGAGCACGUUCACGAGGAACGGCACCUCCUACCUAACGGUCCACAAUGCCACCAAGGAGGACAUCGGCGAGUUCCUGUGUCGGGCCGACAACGGAGUCGGACAGGCCACCGCCACCGCCGCCCUGCUCGUCAAACGUAAGUGA
Messenger RNA from Amphibalanus amphitrite, 2572 nucleotides. RefSeq names its product nephrin-like. Gene Ontology annotation, molecular function: cell adhesion molecule binding. Gene Ontology annotation, cellular component: cell-cell junction. Bases 74 to 2572 code for a protein of 832 amino acids. Lineage: Eukaryota; Metazoa; Arthropoda; Thecostraca; Balanomorpha; Balanidae. The transcript is spliced from 13 exons. The record is from RefSeq and is a predicted model, not a curated record. Gene Ontology annotation, biological process: cell-cell adhesion.